Messenger RNA from Leishmania major strain Friedlin, 3000 nucleotides. RefSeq lists its product as hypothetical. The transcript has a single exon. The coding region runs from base 1 to 3000 and encodes 999 amino acids. The record is from RefSeq and is a predicted model, not a curated record. Lineage: Eukaryota; Euglenozoa; Kinetoplastea; Trypanosomatida; Trypanosomatidae.
AUGAGCAGGCCAGCAGGCAUGGUGGCGCGGCGCGGGGCUGCCGCCACUGCUCAUAUUUCUAAGGGACCGUCGCGCUCGAUGCAGGCCUCGACCGGCGCUAAAAGCGCCCCGGCCGCCGCCGCAUCUCUUGCUCCCCUCUCCACAAGACGGCUCCCCGCCGACCACCACUCGCCGGCCUCCAUGAUGGCAGUGAUUCAGGAGCAGUGGCUGCAGCUGUGCGAGUACUUCCAACGGGUGCAGUGCGCCAACACACACGACGAGCGGACUAGCCUGAUGAGGGAGCUGGGCAGCGUGGAGAAGGCUCUCUCGGUCAUACUAGAUGCGUUGCUGACGGAUCGUGCGAUGCUGGUGGCUAACCAUCCUGCUCUGAAUCAGCACAGCCACGUCUUUGGGGGCUCCUUCCGCUCUGAAAGCGCGCCGCCGUCGCCACCGGAGUCUUCCGGAGACAUGGGAGCCCUCGGCAGGGCGGAGACAAUGACCACUGCUACACACAUCGGCACCUCGCCGUCCGCCUCGCUGUCGUCGUCGUGCCUGCUGGACGGUGUAGAUGGCGCGUGCUUGGCACUGCCGCCGUGCUACCGUUUCCUCUUCGCCGAUUCUCACAGCGUGCCGAUACCGCCGCCCCCGACGGACGAGAGAGGGGCAGUGUCCAAGACGAAAGAUACCGCUGCCUUCAGCAAUGAGCCCCCGCCAAUCGGCAACAUUUUCCUUCUCAUGCUCUGUCAGUACGCUAAGCAGGACGAGCCGCCCGGCGUCCGCUCUGUCAUUCUGGACUUCCUGGCACGUCUACUCCAGGAGGCCGAUUUGCCGACGGAUCGCUCGGCCUACCCGGCUGGUGAGCAGGCCAUGUCACUGCUGCAGCUCCGCCCGUCCGUGCUUAUUGUGCCACUGCUAGACAUGGUGCGCAAGGUGAGCAAGGCCCUCGACCCGGCCAACGCCGCCGCCCUCCACCCCACGACGACCUCGACGUCGGCUUCGGCGUCUACGGUAGCGGUGACGGAGACAUAUCGGUGGGCGAUCGACGACCCGCGCGACGGCACUCUCCUGCAAGACGCUGGUCGCACGCAAUUUGUCAUUUUUCUCAGUACGUUGGCGGAGAAGAUGGAGCGGGUGCCAGCGCUGGCCAACUUCUUUGUCGUUGAGGAUGGCUCACAAGAGCGCAACUUGCUCGUGCCGCUGGACGCGCUGCUGCCCUACCUCACGCACGACUGCAGCACCCAGGAGUGGACGCACCGGCGCGACACGUGUCGCUUUGCCUUGAGCGCUGUCGUGUCCCUGGCCAAGUGCUCAGAUCCGUGGAUCCAGGACGUCGUUGCCAAGGAGGAGCGCGUGGCGUCGCGCACCCUCAACGCUGCCCGCACCACCCUCUUGACGCUAUGCAAGAUUCCCGAAAACGACGACGGCGCGACGCAGCUGCUAUACCUUCGUGAUGUGAUGCGCUUCUGGGCAACAUUGUUGACGAUGGCGCCGUCCGUCGCGGACACGCUGCAUCUGUUACCCCUCAUCGAGAAGGAGUUUGUCUGCCAGACUCUGCUACCGCUCCUUCAGUCGCCGGACAGCCACGUGUACUCGGCCGCGUGUGUGGUGGUGUCCAACAUACUCGCAGACCUACAAGGGUCCGCGCCGCUGCUGAAGGUCUGCUUUGCCAAGGCGCUGCUUUCCACGACGAUCCGGAAAGCGAGCGGGCGCAUUGUGCCUAACAAACAGUUUUAUGAGGUGUUGGUGCAGAAUCCGGUCACCGCAGCUUCCGCGACGCGCACGGGCGGCCUUGCGGUGACGCGCGGACAGCAGGAGGAGAAGGCCGCCGCGUCUUUGCCCGAGCACCCGAUUACAUCGUUCUUCACCUACUACAUCCUUCCGCAUCUGUCCAGCAACCCCUGCCUAUCGGAGGAGGACAAGGAGAGCAGCACCUUGCUAGGCUUCACGACAACACGGUGGUCGGCGACGAAAGCGACGCUGCUACUUGUGCAGACCCUCGCUGAGCAUGUCCCGCACGUGUUUCUGCGCGAGGUGUUCUUGAUGGAUGUCACCUCGCUAUCGGACGUGCAGCGCAAGCAGACGGCGUGUGCGCUUCACACCGCCGACUCCGGUGGCUGCAAGAGCGCCCAGUCGCGGGGCAGCGCCAUCACACCGCCGCACCUGAACAUUCACGACUGCUUUCUGAGUAGUCUGCUCUCGGCAGCUGCGACAAACCCCAAGGUGGGGCUGCAGCCCGAUUGCGUCGGGGAGGCUGUACUGUCGCGACUGCUGCGGGUGGAGGCCAACAUGCCCGUGGCGGCGCUGCGAGCUCGGCAGCGCAUGAUGAGCGCCAUGAAACCGCCGUGCGGCUCCUCUUCCACAGCGGCCACGGCGACGGCCGAUGCCGCAAAGACGACAGAGGCGCCGGCGGCGGCAGCCGAGCCGGCGAACUGUUGGUUUCAUGCCGGUGUGCAGACCUCGCCUUUCACUACGGCCCUGUGCGAAAUGGUGCAGCACCUGGACUCGUCUCCAUACACGGUCAGCUCCCUUGUGGCCGACCUCGUUGUCUCCAUCGCUGUCAUGCCAGACCUACGCGUGCUAUACACGCUCUUGGACUCGAAGCGGGGCCCGCUGGUGACGGCCCUCUGCGGGUUGCGCAGCGUCCUUCAGCUUCACUUGGAAAGAAAGGUUGCGGAGACCAGCCCAAUAAAGAAGAAUACGGGUGGCAGAGGGCCAUUCGCGAGCACCAGCACCGCCCCCCGCCCACUUGCCGUCUCCAUGCCGUUUCUGUACGACAUGCUGCUGCAGCACUGGGACCUUCUCGUCGACGAUGAAGCGGAGAGAACCAAGAGUCCAGUCACACCAAACCACUCCUCAAGUGGCUCUGAGGUGUCGGCCGAGGCGCUUCGUGAGGUCAUUAGGAAACACGGUAACGUGCUGUACGCCUGCCUCUACUCCGAGUACCUGCAUGCUUACUUGGACGCCGUCAUUGGCUACACGGCCCUGUCGCAGAACUUGAUAUACCUCAAGAUGCCCGACUGA